Trichomycterus rosablanca is the source of this 1754-nucleotide messenger RNA. It is a transcript of the gene setb, whose product is annotated as SET nuclear proto-oncogene b. Gene Ontology annotation, molecular function: chromatin binding; histone binding. Gene Ontology annotation, biological process: nucleosome assembly. Gene Ontology annotation, cellular component: nucleus; chromatin. The transcript is spliced from 8 exons. The record is from RefSeq and is a predicted model, not a curated record. Lineage: Eukaryota; Metazoa; Chordata; Actinopteri; Siluriformes; Trichomycteridae. The coding region runs from base 155 to 970 and encodes 271 amino acids.
GCGCCAGUGUUCAGUCGCGCGAUAUCGGGGAGCGCGCGCGAGAGAGGAGUUCUAUAUAAUCAGACUUGUAUCAGACCGAGCGGAGUUUAGUGAUCAGACUCAGGGAGAUUCACUCAGCACCGUCCGAUAACCAGAACCAACAGAGUCCAGCAGCAUGUCGUCGGCGGCUAAAGUCAGCAGGAAGGAGCAGAACUCCAACCAUGAGGGAGCGGAGGAGACCUCGGAAAAAGAGCAGCAGGAAGCGAUCGAACACAUCGAUGAAGUACAGAAUGAAAUCGACAGACUGAACGAACAAGCCAGCGAGGAAAUCUUAAAAGUAGAGCAGAAAUACAACAAGCUACGCCAGCCGUUCUUCCAGAAACGAUCAGAGCUCAUAGGCAAAAUCCCCAACUUCUGGGUCACAACAUUUGUCAACCAUCCACAAGUUUCAGCCCUGCUUGGUGAGGAGGACGAGGAAGCACUUCAUUACCUGACCAGGGUGGAGGUCACAGAGUUUGAGGACAUCAAAUCGGGCUACAGAAUAGAUUUUUACUUUGAUGAGAAUCCGUACUUCGAGAACAAAGCCCUGUCGAAAGAGUUCCACCUGAACGAGAGCGGCGACCCGUCCUCGAAAUCAUCCGAGAUUAAAUGGAAGGCCGGAAAGGACUUGACGAAGCGAGCUGGUCAGACCCAGAACAAGGCCGGUAAGAAGAGACAACACGAGGAGCCCGAGAGCUUCUUCACCUGGUUCAGCGAUCACUCGGACGCCGGGGCGGACGAACUCGGGGAGGUGAUCAAGGACGACAUCUGGCCCAAUCCUCUGCAGUACUACCUGGUCCCAGACAUGGAGGACGAGGAAGGCGAGGGUGAAGACGAGGAGGAAGACGAGGAGGGAUUGGAGGAUAUUGACGAGGAAGGGGACGAGGAGGAAGGCGAGGAGGACGAGGAAGAUGAAGGCGAGGAUGGAGAGGACGACGGGGAGGACGACUGAUCUGAUACGGACACUUAUAAUUCCAGCGACCUCUGUACCUGCUUUUCUUUUGAAGUUCUCCAACCUGAGGGAGCAAAGAUUUCUUUUUUUUCUCCUCCACCCCUUUUUUAUUUUCCUUUAUUAUUAUUUUUUAUUUUCAUUAUUUUUCGUGCUCCGUCUUCUGUUCUCGCCAGUCUUCUGUAUCCUGAGUUAAAUUCCUGGAUAUUCACCUGCGUCGGAUAAACUAGUGGCAUCUCGUCGACUCUUACACCAUCUCUCUAAACUCAAAUCUCCAGAUAUUAACAACCUGCACGUCAUGUCACGUCCUCUGUAGACUAAACUCCAGUCGAUAGCAGUUUAUAAACUAUAUAUAUACACGUAUAUAUAAAACGUUUUCUUUUUCUGUGAAUGGUUGUAAAUUGAAUUAAUAAGCCAUGGUGCAGUGAUGAAGCUGAUCAUAGCGUACAGAUUCUAGCCACCGUUUCUUUUCUCUGUAUGUUCUGAAUACUUUCAUGCCAGCGUGGGGGCCCCAAAGAGUCGACGCCGUUAACCCUCCCCCCCCCCUUUUAAGAUAACCGGAAAGCACCAGCUUGUUCUCGUCACCUCUCGUACGCGUACGGGUCGAUAUCAGGGUAUGAGAGUUCUUCUCGCCGGCGGUAAACAUGGGGUCGGUUGGGCCAAGUGGGUCUUUGACACAUCAAUGUUUUUGGGUUUGUGUUGGUUGAAUUUUCAUUGUAAUGUUUUACAGACACCCAUGAGGUUUGAAAUUUACAUUUUUAAUAAAAAUAAAAUGCAAAAAAAGGUU